Melampsora larici-populina 98AG31 is the source of this 2333-nucleotide messenger RNA. RefSeq lists its product as uncharacterized. The transcript is spliced from 15 exons. Gene Ontology annotation, biological process: proteasome-mediated ubiquitin-dependent protein catabolic process. Gene Ontology annotation, molecular function: protein binding. Gene Ontology annotation, cellular component: Cul4-RING E3 ubiquitin ligase complex. The record is from RefSeq and is a predicted model, not a curated record. The coding region runs from base 1 to 2052 and encodes 683 amino acids. Lineage: Eukaryota; Fungi; Basidiomycota; Pucciniomycetes; Pucciniales; Melampsoraceae.
AUGUCAUGGUCAGAUGAUGAACCGAUUGAGCAUGUUUACAUAAAUCAAUUGAGCCCCUGUUUACAAUAUUCAAACAUGUCGGGUCUCAUUCGUUCCCAUGAAUCAAAUCAGCCAUCAGAUGGAUCAUCAGAUGAACAUGAACCACCACUUUCCUCUGAAUCUUCGCAUUCACAGGAUCAUGAAUCAAAUCAAACAGAAUCUGCACUUCCACAUGUGCUCGUCUACGAUGAACCCGAUGGAACGGGAUCUGCUUUACCGCAUGUGGUUGUGUUAUAUGACUAUCCGGCCAUUAUGCGAGCAUGGGAAGAAGAAGAAGAAGAAGAAGAAGCGGAAGACGAGAUUGAUGAAGAUGGAAUAAGUGAUACAAGUGAAACUUACUAUUUCGAUGACCCUGAUAAUGGUCGGGUGGCGCGUUACUAUCCUGAGGUCACUGAGCCUGUCUCUGAAGGUGUUGACUUGGAUCGCUCAGGUGAAUAUAGCAAGCCACCAGAACAUUACCACGCUUCCGUGAAGCGAUUGAAAGAUUAUUCUCAAAACUUGGUCGACGUGUUGGCUUCCGCUGAAAGCUCAUAUCGUCCGUUUGAUAAACGAAAGCUAGGGAAAAUGAACAUACCCAAUUCCAAUGGAACCGAAAUUGGAUUAUACGGUUCUCGUAUUUACAGCGGACAGUACUCAGAUGAUGGCACCUUUUUCUACACUUGCGCUCAGGGGUUCCGGGUCUAUAUAUACGACAUGACGGUUCCACCUGAGAGAACCAAAAAGAAUGUGUUAGAUACGUUCAACCAUCCAACUCGAUCUAUCUUCCAAUCAUUCGACAGUUCAGAAUCAAGUCACAUUUCAUCUAUCAAAUUAAUUCGAACCUUUCAAGCUCCUGCUCAUAAUUGUAGAUGGACUAUCACUGAUGCUAAUCUUAGCCCUGAUAAUAAUUGGAUGGCUUAUAGUUCGAUCACACCUAUUGUUCAUCUGGUCAAAACUCGUGGUGAAGAUGCUGUUUUAGGUUUAGGUUUAGAAGAUCAUGAACAAGAAGCUCUUGAUUUUGGUAUUGAUCGUUGGGAAAGGACAACUUUUGGGAUUUGGAGUUUACGAUUUAGUAGUGAUGGUAAAGAGCUCAUAGCUGGCGGUAGUCGUGGUCGCAUCAUUGCAUAUGAUGUCGAAAGAAAGACCUGUUUGCUCAAUGUAGUGGGACAUUCAAACGAUACCAAUGCAGUUGAGCUGUCUGUCCUUCGCAUGCUCUUCCUAUGUUUUGCGGAUAAAACAGAUCCUAAUAUCUUGGUGUCAGGUUCUGAUGAUACAUAUGCCAAGAUAUGGGAUCGUCGUUCACUUCAAAAUGCACAACCAGCAGGAGUACUGGUAGGUCAUACAGAGGGUCUCACUUUUGUUAGCGCUAAAGGAGAUGGUCGGUACAUUGUCAGUAAUGGAAAAGAUCAGGGCGCAAAACUUUGGGACUUGAGAAAGAUGAUUAGUGGAGAAAAGUUUAAUGAAAUGGACAAAUUGGAUGUUUCUAUCAGAGGUUGGGAUUACCGUCAUGGUGUCUACGAUAGACCGAUAUGUCGAGAACAUCCAAAUGAUUGCUCAGUAAUGACAUACCGAGGUCAUUCUGUAUUACAAACCUUGAUUCGAGUUCAUUUUUCACCACCCAACACUACUGGACAACGAUAUAUCGCAUCAGGAUCAUCGGAUGGGUUUAUACAUAUCUGGAAUCUAGAUGGUACAAUAGCACAAGUCAUCAAUCGAUCACAAACAGCACCACUCCUCAAGUCAAAUGGAUCUGGGAAUAAAUCAGAAUUUACAGAUCCAUUUGAUGUUCCGAUUCCAAUCGAUCAAAGAAAACGAAAUCUUAGAAGACAUACACUUUAUGGAUAUGAAUCGAUGACUGUUAGAGAUGUUAGUUGGAAUCCUAAUGAACCUAGUUUGGUUUCUACGGCUUGGGGUGGGAAUGAUGGAGCUGCUGGAUCUUUAGCUUUACAUCCGUUUAUGUCGGAUGAUAAGAAAUUUAAAUUAUCAUCUGAAAUUAAUCCUACUACAUCAUCAUCGAUUCAUCAUGAUGGAUAGGGAUUGAAUUCUUUUAUUUAUUUGAAACUUGGUAUUGAAUUGUUUUGCAAAAAAAAUGCUCAUGUUAUAUGUAUGAAGAAAAUUAUUGUUGUAUGAUUUUGCAGAAAAAUUGUUGUUUGAAUUUGAUUCUGUUGUACUACAAUUUAAAAAUUUCGGACUUUUAGUUUAGUCUUUCUUUGUGAAAGAAAAAUCAUUAUUAUUUUCGUUUUAGUUCGAUUAAUAGGAGAGCUAUUAUUUUGUAUUUUUGGUUUAUCAAGAAAUACAUUUAGUUUUUUGUUUUG